Saprolegnia parasitica CBS 223.65 is the source of this 2156-nucleotide messenger RNA. RefSeq lists its product as hypothetical. The record is from RefSeq and is a predicted model, not a curated record. NCBI's taxonomy places the organism in Eukaryota, Oomycota, Saprolegniomycetes, Saprolegniales, Saprolegniaceae. The transcript is spliced from 4 exons. Bases 19 to 2076 code for a protein of 685 amino acids.
GGCAAAAUACGCAGGCGCAUGGACGACGUCGCGAUCGCGCCGCUGCCCGCCAAGCUGCCGCCCGCCCUGGACGUCGCCGCCCUGGACGUCGCCGCCAUGGCCGACGCGCCGGCAGGUCUCGAGUCGCCGACGUCCACGGAGCAGAUCGCGCCCAUGGACGCGGUGGCCAUGGAGAUGGACAAGGCCAAGGACGCGGCCGUUGCGCCGACGAGCACCAAGUCCGAGAUCGCGGCCGUGGUCGAGGGCCUCGGCGAGCUCAAGAUCGAAACGAUCGAUGCGCCCGAGCCGGCGUCGUCCAAGGUCUCGGCCAUGGUCGACGAGAUCAAGACGCUCCUCAACUCGCCGACCAAGAUCCCGUCCGUGUCCAAGCCCGACAAGCCGUCCAUGAUCCCGCCGCCAUCGCCGCUCGCCAUGGCGACGCCGCCAAUCGCACACGCCAAGGGAGCCAAGGCCGCGCCGAGCUCGUUUGCGCAUCUCAAACGAAAGUCCAUGUCGCCGACGCAGAAGGACGCGCUGUCGGCGCGCCUGUACACGAAAGCGAUGGAGCUCAAGCACAAGCGCGACGAGCUCUCGACACAAGCGCCGGAGGAGUGCACUUUCAAGCCCAACACGACCAAACCCCACAUCAAACUCACCUCGUCGGACGCGAUUGCGUCGAGCGGACCGUCGUCGGUCACCUCGAACGGGUCGGACAAGGACCGGUUCAACAUGCUGCACGACCAAGCAAAGGAGCUCGCGCGUCGCAAGGAAGCCCAGAAGCAGUCGGCCCAGGCCGAGUACUCGUUCAAGCCGGAAAUCUCCAAGAAAUCCCGGCGCCUCUCGCUCAAACUCCGUCUCCGCAAAGCGCGCAAAGACGACAGCGACGACACGAGAACGACGAUAUUGAGUCCGAGAAGCGUCGACGGCAAGCCGACGAGGCGCCACGAAGAGCUGUACGCGCAGCACUUGGAGCUCGCGGCGCGGCGCAAGCAAAAACAGCUCGAGAUGGAAGCCAAGACGGCCGAAGAGUGCACUUUCCAGCCCAAGAUUAAGAAACUCAAGGGCAAAUCGCCGGCCAAGAGCCGACCGCUGUACGACGCGGAGCGCGAGCGUCUCAAGCGACUGGAAAAAGAAGCCAAGAAGAAGCAGCUCGAGAUGGCCGAGUGCACGUUUCGCCCGGCCGUCCAGCGCACCAAGUCGGGGACCGAGGUCAAAGCCGACGAAAAGAGCUUUCUGGACCGGAUGCAAGAAAGCGAGCGCAAGAAGGAAGACCGUCUCGAGGCGCUGCGGAAAGAGCAGGACGAGCGCAAGCUCAAGGAAGCGACGUUCCGGCCCAAAAUCAUCGAGACCAAGUCGUCCAAAGCACUCGCAGACGACAAGCCCUUCCACGAACGCCUCUUUGACAAGGAGUACCUUGUGCAGCAGCAAGCCGACCGCGAGCGCAAGAAGCUUGAGCAAGAAUCGUUUCCGUUCAAACCGUCCAUCGAGUCGUCGCUCGUGUCGAUCCCCGAGCGCCACGGCAGCAUUUUCGAGCGCCUCCAUGACGAAGGCCUCAAGAAAUUGGAGCAGCUGAGCCUCGCCGAGCAAGAACGGUUGAAGCGAGAGAUGGAAGAGUGCACGUUCCACCCGCAAGUGUCGAUCGAGCUCAAGGAGCCACCGACCGAGCCGGUCUGGGACCGCCUCUCGAACGAUAAGAAGCACAUUCUGGAGGAGCGCCAGCGGCUCAAGGAAGUUAACGAAGCCAAGGGCUGCACGUUCAAGCCGGACCUUGGCAUGUCGACGCGGAGCCCAGCGCGGCGCAACACGACGUUGUUGCCGACACCGGCACCCGAUUCGACAUCCCCGGACGUGUCACCGCCAACGUCGAUCGCGCGGCAGUUGCGUCGACAGACGUCGCCGCAGCUCGAUCUGCCCGUGGCGGCGCUCGUCGACGCGGCGGCGGUGCUUCCGACCGUCAACGAGAUGCCCCCGGCCGUCGUUGCGCCACCGUUUCCGCCCGUGGUUGGCGACGAAGUCUCGGAGCAGUCGCGCUCCAUCCUCGACAACUACGACUCGUGGGCGGCGACGCUCGAAGAGAAGAUGCGCGAGCUCAAGUAGACGCUAUGUCCUCCAUGUACCUUGGCAUACUCGUAUGUUUUUACAAGUUAAACGCACGCGUCUUUUUGUGUUGAUCAACA